Linum tenue is the source of this 2492-nucleotide messenger RNA. The record is from the annotation of a GenBank genome assembly. NCBI's taxonomy places the organism in Eukaryota, Viridiplantae, Streptophyta, Magnoliopsida, Malpighiales, Linaceae.
CCAGUUUCACACUUCCUUCUCUCUCUCUCUCUCAUUCUCACUUUCUCUCUCUUCAACCUCAGAGAAACAGAGACUCACACUCCCAUCUCAAUCAAUCAUCCAUUCAAUCUCACUCCCCCAUCCCUUCCCUUCCCCUCCUCUCCAUCGCCGACGACAAUCAGGAAAACCGAAUCCUCACCGCCACCGCCCCGCCGCGAUGUCGCUGGGCAAGCUGAUGAAAGAGCGGACCUUCGGAUUCGCCUUAUUCCUCUUUCUCUUCCUCUUCCUCAUCUCCAUCACCUUCUUCUUCCUCUCCAGCGGCAAAACCGUCGACCUCCCUUACUACUUCUCCCUCGCCGGUCGCUCCGACGUCUCCACCACCGAGCCUUCCGACGCCAACGACGCUCCCGUCCCUCCCGGCAAGGACUCCCCCGCGCUCAAGGCCAGAAAGUCCAACUUCCCCACCCCGCCGGCCCUCGACAUUGCGUGGCGCCCCUGCGAGGGAGUCCUGGCGGCGGAUUACAUCCCCUGUUUGGAUAAUUACAAGGCCAUCAAGAGGCUGCCAACCAGAAGGCACAUGGAGCACAGGGAGAGGCACUGCCCUAAACCGGCGCCGCUAAGGUGUUUGGUUCCUCUCCCCAAAGGAUACAAGCGCCCUCUGCCUUGGCCUAAGAGCAGGGACAUGAUAUGGUACGACAAUGUGCCACAUCCUAAGCUUGUGGAGUACAAGAAGGAUCAGAACUGGGUGCGCAAGGAAGGCGAUCAAUUUGUAUUCCCUGGAGGUGGGACUCAGUUCAAAGAUGGCGUCUCCAACUACGCCAGCUUCAUUCACAAGACGGUGCCAAUAAUCCAUUGGGGAAGACAGAUAAGGGUGGCUCUAGACGUAGGUUGUGGUGUGGCUAGCUUCGGCGGAUACUUGCUGGACAAGCAAGUCCUUACCAUGUCGAUAGCGCCCAAGGAUGAACAUGAAGCGCAGAUUCAGUUUGCUCUCGAGAGAGGGAUCCCUGCGUUUCUUUCGGUGAUCGGGACGCAGCAGCUCGUGUUUCCUGAUAAUGCUUUCGAUCUGGUUCAUUGUGCUCGUUGCAGAGUUCACUGGGAUGCCGAUGGUGGGAAGCCGCUUCUGGAGCUCAACAGGGUUCUGAGACCUGGAGGUUUCUUCAUAUGGUCAGCCACGCCUGUGUACCAGGACGAUCAAAGAGACGCCAAAGUUUGGAAAUGUCAGAUUCCUUUCUCCCCAAUUACUAAUUUACACGCUGCUGCAAUUAUCACCAUGACAAUCAGUUCGAUGCUAUUUUCUCAUCCGUUCUUAGCCUAUACUGCAGCUGUAUCUGCUUUGACUGAAGCUAUGUGCUGGAAAGUUGUGGCCAAGACAAUGGACUCAACCGGAAUUGGAUUGGUAAUCUAUCAGAAACCAGAGAAUCCUUCUUGCUAUGAGAAACGCCCACAGAAUAAUCCUCCUCUGUGUGAUCAGAACGAUCAGCACAACAUUUCAUGGUACACACCUCUGCUAAACUGCAUUACAAGGCUCCCGCUAGACAAACAAGGCAAAGUCAUUAAGUGGCCAGUAACAUGGCCUUACAGGCUCAGCAGUCUCCCUGUGUCCAUGCCGUUGGAACCAGGGGUUGUAGAACAGUACAAAGCAGAUAACAGACGCUGGACCGAACUUGUAUCCGAUACUUACCUCAUGAAACUCAACAUCAGCUGGCCUAGCUUUCGCAACAUCAUGGAUAUGAAUGCCGGCUAUGGAGGGUUUGCUGCAGCAUUGAUUGAUCUUCCGUACUGGGUGAUGAACGUUGUUCCGGUUCAUGAGGAAGACACUCUCAGCAUCAUCUACGACAGAGGGUUGAUCGGAGUCUACCACGAUUGGUGCGAGUCAUUCAACACUUACCCUCGAACAUACGACCUUCUCCAUUCCAGCUUCCUCUUCAAGGCUCUAUCGGAAAGAUGUGACCUGAUAGAUGUCGGGGUAGAGAUUGACCGGAUAGUAAGACCUGGUGGGUAUCUUCUCGUCUUUGACACCAUAGAAAUGAUCAACAAGCUCACUGCAAUAUUGAAGUCGCUUCAUUGGUCGGUAAAAAUCCAUCAAGCUCAGUACUUGGUUGCCCAGAAAAGUCUCUGGCGCCCCACCAGUUAAAAUCAAUUACUGUACUGCAGCAGCACUAUAGAAUCAGUCAAACUCUAGGCAAGCUCAAGGUUCUGGCAAUCGGUGGUGAAGUUGUAGGAGAGACGACGAUCUUACAUGUCUUCUUUAUUCUUCCUCUACGACUCCGAGUUCUGUAAGUGUAGAAAUACCACAGUUACAAGAAAAGAAAGCACACACUAUACGUCAUAGCAACAACGAAAAAAACAGAGGACGGUUCGACAUCAGAUGUUCGUGUCCUGUCCUGUAAAUCUAAGCCUGCUCUGUUUGUAGAACUCCCAAUUUUGAGAUACCAGAAAUAAUACAAGUACCUCCAUUUCAUUCAAUUAGCUGCUAACUUUCAGUCUGAUUUACUUCGAAUUUGUACCCCAAU